Prorocentrum cordatum is the source of this 390-nucleotide messenger RNA. Lineage: Eukaryota; Dinophyceae; Prorocentrales; Prorocentraceae. The record is from the annotation of a GenBank genome assembly.
AUGGUGUUGCAUCAUUUGCCCCACGCCCGUAUCUGGUCAAUGGAGGACAUUCCCGCUGGAUCUGGUAGCGCUGGCGACCCCAUGUUUAGUGAUAUUAUCAAGGAGAAGAUGGACUGGUGCUCGACGGUCUUGGGGGUCUGUGACUGCACAUGCGAAACCAGCCACAAGAAGUGGGGCAGUCCUGUAGAGUGGAAAAUGGGCCUCGACAUGGGCAAAAAGGUCCUCGUCUUAUUCCUGGAUGGGCACAUGGAUGCGGCAAAGAGGAAUCCGGUAGUGGAAGACGUGGCCAAGCAAGUGCAGUUUUUCCCAAUCCCCGCUUGCGAAGAUGCAAGUAACAUGAAAAUAAUGCAGGGCGUCAUAUCCAGCGCAAUCAUCCCUAAUGUCCGUUGA